AACAGCCAAUCACCAGCUGCGGUGUCACACUUCCGGUUUGUUUUCCACACUUUCACUGCCUAACAUUGCAGUGGCUGGUGGUAGUUAGGCUUUCCAUUGGAUGGUACUUUGUAUUUCCAGAGCAACAGUGGAUAAAAGGAUCCAUCAUGGCUUCUCGAGCAGGUCCCAGAGCAGCAGGCACGGACGGCAGUGAUUUUGAGCACCGCGAGAGGGUCGCCAAGCACUACCAGAUGAGUGUUGCCUUGAAGUCUGAAAUCCGUAAACUUAAUAUUGUCCAUGUGCUGAUUUGGGUGCUGAUGGCUGCUCAGGUGACGGUGAGUCAACUCAGCCUGGUGUCCCAUAAGGUGGUGGCCUCCCCAUACCAGUGGGAGUACCCCUACCUUCUCAGUAUAAUUCCCUCCAUCUUUAGCUUCAUGGCCUUGCCACGCAACAACAUCAGUUACCUCGUCAUCUCCAUGAUCAGCGCCGGCCUCUUCUGCGUGGCUCCGCUCAUCUACGGGGCCAUGGAGAUGUUCCCCGUGGCGCAGCAGCUCUACCGGCACGGCAAGGCCUACCGCUUCAUCUUCGGUUUCUCGGCCGUGUCCGUCAUGUACCUGGUGAUCGUCAUUGCCGUGCAGGUGCACGCCUGGCAGAUCUACUACAGCAAGAAGCUGCUGGACCAGUGGUUCACCACCACACAGGAGAAGAAGAAGAAAUGAGGUUCCCAACAAAGCGUUCCUAAUACCAAGAUCAUCUGUGUGAGUUUGUUGGCCUGUGCGGACUAAGAGUGUCUUUAAAGCUCAGCGGUGAAAUGAGUUUCUGAACUGUUGCUGCCGGAGAAGAGGAAGACACAAUCAAUACCUGACUGGUUCAGUCAGCCAAGGCCACAAAGAGAUGUCCCCCGAAAGCAUUGUUGUGCUGAAAUCUGCUUUUUCUAUAUUUAUAAGGCUUGACCGUGAUGAUCUUAGUGUUCAAAUGUCCAUUGCAGGUCAUUCUCUGGACUUUUGUGACUGCCACCAUCAUUCUGUACAUGAAUGCCUCUGUCCUUCUCAUGAAUAAUAAAUUCAAACAAGCCAUCCGUAUA
Messenger RNA from Myripristis murdjan (pinecone soldierfish), 1063 nucleotides. It is a transcript of the gene jagn1b, whose product is annotated as jagunal homolog 1b. The record is from RefSeq and is a predicted model, not a curated record. Gene Ontology annotation, biological process: granulocyte colony-stimulating factor signaling pathway; endoplasmic reticulum organization; vesicle-mediated transport. Gene Ontology annotation, cellular component: endoplasmic reticulum membrane. The coding region runs from base 147 to 698 and encodes 183 amino acids. Lineage: Eukaryota; Metazoa; Chordata; Actinopteri; Holocentriformes; Holocentridae. The transcript has 4 exons.